Girardinichthys multiradiatus is the source of this 3555-nucleotide messenger RNA. It is a transcript of the gene znf16l, whose product is annotated as zinc finger protein 16 like. The transcript is spliced from 3 exons. The record is from RefSeq and is a predicted model, not a curated record. Gene Ontology annotation, biological process: regulation of transcription by RNA polymerase II. Gene Ontology annotation, molecular function: RNA polymerase II cis-regulatory region sequence-specific DNA binding; DNA-binding transcription factor activity. The coding region runs from base 917 to 2578 and encodes 553 amino acids. Lineage: Eukaryota; Metazoa; Chordata; Actinopteri; Cyprinodontiformes; Goodeidae.
UUUUUAUUAGAAACUAGGUCAAAAUAGCUUGAUAUAAAAAAAAUACAUAUUUUAGUUUUUUCUGUUAGUUUGUACAAUUAUUCAGUAAAGAAACAUGUCUUUUCAGAUUAUAUAUUUGAUGACCAUCAUUUACCAUAUGAUUUCUACACAUAAUACUUUAUUCUUCUAUUCUUACCUAAAGUAUUGCAGUUUCCCAGCAUGUUUAUAAAAGACUGAACAUUUCUAAAUGCAGUUGGACUAAUCUAAUUUUCUUGUCUGUGAAUAAAUUGAAAGUUCCCAAUCUACUUGAGGAAUGCAAUUCAGAUGCAUUCUAGGUUUUUAAGAAAUAAGGUAAUGUUUGUAAUUGUGACUGAUUUCUUGAUGUAAUAACACCUGACAGAGUUACAUUGAUUUCCAAUAAAUUGUGUUUUCUUGUGCAUGGCCUCUUCAGUAUUGCUUUUUUACUUUAACUGUACUAGGGCCUCUGUGGCUCAGCAUAAAGAGCCAGCUGUAAAAAAGACAGCUGUAAGAUUGUGAGUUUAUUUCUAGCUUCCCCAAACCACAUUGCAAAGUGUCCUGUACAAGACAAUUGUGUUCUUUCUUUGGAAAUAAAAGAGUGGAAAAGAUUGAAAAGUUCAACAGCAAACUCAAUUUAUAAAAAACUGGGGUAGAAAGGAGCUCUCCAAUACAGUCUUCCCUCUCCAAGGAAAUGAUGGUUUCUAGAUCGAUCGAUAGAUCGCAGCCCUUUACAGCAGACUGCCGUGAAUUAUGAGGAUCUCCCGUACCAAGAUGGCUGCUGCUUCCACGUAAUGUUACAAUCAGCAGCCAAGUCACAGCGAUAUCUUGUUUUGAGGGCAUAAUGACGUCACAUCCGCCGUCAGCAUCACCGAGUUAGCUCGGAGUAGCUCUCAGCUUAAACCACUGCUGACGGUCAUCCAUGAGUCGCAAAAGAACCCCCAGUUUUCUGGAAACAAAGCGGUCUCCUGAGCUCUACUGCGCCUUCAUGGACCUCGCCGGGACAACGAACAGAGAUGACGACGAUUGUAUGGAGCUGGAACGCGAGGAGGAGCUCCUGUGCUCGGUCAGCGACAUCACGGAGCACCUAAAGAGAAACAUAGCCGUGGUUCUGGAGACAGCUCAGGCGGAGAUCCAAAGAGUGGUCAGUAUCCGGAUACAAGUCCUUAACAUGGAGCUGCGCGAGAAAAAUAAGGAGAUUGAAAAGUUAAAGGCUAAGCUUGAAACAGUUCAGAGGGAUGGAAGAGAUGGCUUAACGAGUGUGGAGCCUUCCACGGAGCCUGGCUGCAUGAAAUUCCCUUUCAAUCCUGGAUCCAAGCAUACCAGCGUCGAUUCUAGGAGAGCCAAAUCUGUCAUUCCCGAGGUGAAGAGGGAGAACAUAGAUGCUAUUUGUGAUUAUCUGAUGAAAGACAAGAACUCGAAGGGUUGCGGUGAAAUGGACGCGGAGCUGGUUAGCCAAGCCAGAGGUGAAAAAGAGGUUGAGGAAGAACCGGAAAUGCACUCUCUGAACCUGUGGUCGGACAAUAGGGUGGAUGCUUCAGGGCCGGUGCGAGGAGACCCCGACUCCACUUCAGAUUACAUCUUCAGUAUGCCUCCCAUCGGCAGCAAACGGAUGUAUGACUAUGAAUGGGCAGCACCAGGGGCAUGUUCUUCAGACCUGAAAGACCUGAAGCAAUCUGAAUGUGAAAACACUCGAGCCAGCGUGCUUGAGGACGAUGGGAGUGUAGAAGAGUUGUCCAGGAUGGAGGGCAGUGGACAGAAGCAAACCCACGUUUGUUUUCCACAUGUCCAGCUUUCUGAGUGCUCCUCGAAGCCCCAGAGCCCCCCAGGGAUGGAACGGAGUUCCUUGGAAGACAACUCAGACCGGCUUGAGGCAGGCCAGCAGUAUACAAGUCACACCUACAUCUGUUCACUUUGUGGAACCUUUUGUCCUGACUCUGUGUUUCUGGAGGAUCAUAUCAAGCUCAUACACCCAGAUGCUGAUGAUACCCAGGUCUCCAGGGCCCAAAAGUUCAUCUCCUCAGGUGGACCCACUGUGGAAGAUGGUAGCAGUGAUUCUGUUUGCAUUGGAAAGGGGACUAGUGAGGGCAGCCCAGGAAUAAGCUCUGGUUUUAGCAUUGGUCAAGGAGGGGGACCUGGGAAAAAAGAGAUUAAAACUGAUGGGGGUUAUGAAUGUGGGGACUGUGGUCGUCAUUUUAACUACCUUGGCAACCUACGGCAACACCAGCGCAUCCACACAGGAGAAAAACCUUUUAUGUGUCCAGAAUGUGGCGAGAGAUUUCGCCAUGCCGCCCGAUUAAAAAGUCACAGAUUGGUUCACAGUGGUGCCCAGAGCCCUUUCCCUUGCCCACAGUGUGGGAAAGGUUUUUCAGUGCUUUCUGGUCUCAAGAGACACCAAAGGGUGCACACUGGUGAGAGUCCAUAUGCCUGCCCUGAGUGUGGUCGAUGCUUUAAAGAGCUAGGAAAUCUGUACACACACCAGAGGAUCCACAGUGGGGCUACUCCUUACUGUUGCCAACAAUGUGGGCGCUGUUUCCGCCAUCUAGGUACAUAUAAGAGUCACAGGUGCUCUCCAGCACCAUAACCCACCUUUAAAGUACACUGAUCAUAAUAAUCAUGAAAGAUGAAGUAAAGACAAGUUGUGACAUAGACCCUGAGAUCAUUUUUGGUUACUUUUACACAGUCUAAGACAGUGGGAUGCACUAAUAAUUUGGAAAACACGGUUAGAGAUGAUCAUAAAGCGUCUCUGAAAAUGUUUUUACCUGUCUGCAGACAUUAAGAGAGCAUGUUUCAUUAAACUUCCUAGUUCAUUUUUGACCUGUAGCAACAUUCUCAGGUACUAAACAGUCACUUAUUUUAUGGGUUUUAUCCAGAUCCCACUGUAUAUCCCAUUAAAGGGGAUAUACCGAUUCCUAUUAAGGCUGUAGGUAUUUUCAGGUUUUUGGACUGUAUGCCUUUGUGGUCUAUAAUUAUUUUGGCAAUAUUUUACUUGUGACGUUUCCGUGUGAAAUAGUACAUUUCAUGAAACAAUGUUCAUAGAUUAUUUCAAAUUUAUUUGAAACCACAAAUAAAACCGGUAAGAUAUUUUAUAUGACAUUUCACAUUGUUGACAUGACUUUCCAUGUCUGUAUGCAUUUUAACACAGUAUUGUACAAUGUAGUGAAAGGUUUCCUUAUGUACAUGACUGAAUUCUUACAUAAGCUCACUGAGACAAGGCUUAAUUUCUCCUGAAAGGUGAUAGUUUUGUACCAUUAUAUGCACCUCACUGAACUGGACCAGAAUGAGUUCACAAAGAAGAUUACAGAUAUCUGUUAAAGGCUACGAGAUCAUCUCCAAGCAUGCUCCUGCGACUGAAGUUGCCAAAUAGGAAUCAGGGAAAUCCAUCCACAACCAUUGUAUUUGAACCAUAAUGGGCUCCAUGGAAGAAGAUGAAGGAGGCCUCCACUACUGACAGAAAAAACAUAAAGCCAGAUUUGCAUUCACCAACAUGCAUGUUGAUGAGCCCAAAGUAUCCAAAUCCAACUGGAUGCCAUUAAACGUUUGCCCGUUUUAAUUCAGACA